Molecule: messenger RNA, 1008 nt
Organism: Nicotiana attenuata
Lineage: Eukaryota; Viridiplantae; Streptophyta; Magnoliopsida; Solanales; Solanaceae
Exons: 3
Coding region: 61-861 (266 amino acids)
Source: RefSeq, a predicted model, not a curated record
CUACUUCCAUCUCAAACCCGACAAACAAUACUUGUGCUUUAGAGAGGCUUUCUUUCAGCCAUGAGAAUAAGGAAGCAUGCCAAAAUUUCCCCUCUCAUUUAUGCAGCUUCAUCUAUACAACCAGCAACACUUGUUUGCCAACUGAACCAGUCGCCAUGGGAUGUCAUCUCCUUUCCCAUUGAAGAAAACCAAGACCCACAAACACCACUGCCAUCUUUUUCGUAUCAGCAUGAUGGAUAUGCUAAUACUGGGACCUUUUAUGAUUCUAUUGGAACUGUCACGAGCGUCACCUCAAUGAAAUUGGAUGACGAAAGGGAAAUGAAAGAGAUUAAAUGGGAUUAUUACUACGACGCUAGUAUUAGUGAAGUGGGUGGUGAUUCCGUUAAGUAUGAGAAUAACCAAGACGAGGAUGUAUAUAUGGAGGAGCUAGGGUUGGAUAAAGAUAGCGGCGAUAAUUUAUGCCGACACCAUUUUGACGAGGUGAAACAUUACAACAACUAUGCCAAAAUACCAGAUAAGCAACAGGAGGCUGCAGCGGCGGCGAUCGGAAGUUCCCGCCACCGCCCUCGUGCUAAGAAAUCAUCUUUUUCUUCCAGUCCUUACGAAUUCUACUAUUAUUCGGGUUUCGGUCCGUCGUGGGGUAGAAAAAGAGGUUAUAGAAAGGCAGAUAGUGAUGCAACAGCCAAAGAUGUUCAGUGUAUGGCACAAGUCUCUAAUGAUAGUCACCUAACACAAUUUUCGUCUUCCCAAAUUAAUUAUGAUGAAUUUGACUAUGUUGAAGGCGAGGAUGUUGAAGAAAAAAAUGGGAAGAAGAAAGCUAGGAAGCCAAUUAAAGCAAGGUCACUGAAAUCUCUAAUGUGAAAAUACUACGAAUUUUUAAUAUGUUGGUGUGUUAAUUAGUGUUGUGGCGUUUUGGUCGCAAUGUGAUGUGAGUAACGUAAGAAGAUAUUGUUAGUUUUUUUUUGGUAAUGUCAUUUUUUAGGGUAUGGUAUACGAUUAUUUUGGUUU